Messenger RNA from Nicrophorus vespilloides, 2408 nucleotides. It is a transcript of the gene eya, whose product is annotated as eyes absent homolog 2. The coding region runs from base 401 to 2326 and encodes 641 amino acids. The transcript is spliced from 10 exons. NCBI's taxonomy places the organism in Eukaryota, Metazoa, Arthropoda, Insecta, Coleoptera, Silphidae. Gene Ontology annotation, biological process: positive regulation of DNA repair; cell differentiation; multicellular organism development. Gene Ontology annotation, molecular function: protein tyrosine phosphatase activity. Gene Ontology annotation, cellular component: nucleus. The record is from RefSeq and is a predicted model, not a curated record.
AUAACCAUAACAACAACAAACAACGAAAGUUCGCGAAAUAACCAAUCCAAGUGACAGCUGAAAAACAAGUGAAAUGCGUGAAUUUUGGAUUUUCUUCUGACAGAAUUGAUAUAUUGUAAAAAAAAUAAACAAACUUAACUUUAUAUACAUAUAUAUUGCAUAAAAAAAGCGUAGAAACAACAAGGAACUUGCGUUGCGUAACCUGCGCGUGUACAGUUUUUGUUUUAUUUUGUUAAGUUUUCAACUUACAAGUUAGGAGUGUUUUGUAACGAAUCCUUCUCGUGUUUUGUUCUGUACGUACAAAUAUAUACUAGAUUUUCACGAAAUCCGUGCGAUCGGUAGUCUCGCUUUGGCGAGCCACAGUGGACCAGAAGUUGUGGGUGCCGACGGGUGCCAAAAAAUGGUGACUUUAAUGCCGUACAAUUACUUGAAUUCCAACAAUAACGCAAGAUGCACAAUGAUAGACAAGAUGUGCGAACCAAAGGUGAAAAGGGCGCGGACGGAAUCGACCCCAGAUGCAGAUAGAGAUCGAUUGGUGGCAGACACAACUUGUAGCCCACAGAGUGCACAUUCUUCUUCCACCUGCGGUAGUCCUCCAGUUAGUGCAUCGUUAUCCACGAAUCACCUAAACGUUAACCAACUUUCGACGCCAACUGCGACUUCCUGCAUAAGCUCAUCACAUUUACCGUCGUCAUGGUCCAUCCUGACGGACGGCGUGAAAAGCGAAUUGCGGAGUCCCGGAUUAGCCGACUCCGAGGUGGCAGCCCUCUCGCAAGAUCCAUCAAACUUCUACACUGCAGCUACGGCAGCUGUUGACCUGGGCGCCGUCUACGAUAAAGACUAUUCACAAUCGUACACUUCGGCACAUCAGUAUUACAAUAGCAUGCAGCAAGCCUAUGGAACGACAAACCCAGCAACUGCUGCGGCCACCUACAUGAACCCCGCCACCUCGUCAUUCUAUAACACUCCUUCCUAUCCAUAUACGACACUAGGAACCACGCGGUCUCUGAACCCUGCUUGCAAAGGGAACUCCAGUUAUCUUUCCAGCCCUUACUCUUCACCGGCCUCUCCUUUCCAAAGCACCGGACAAUGCGGACAAUACUCGCCGUACACCACGUACACGACUCCGCCUUCUUCCUCGUUCACACAAGGAUUCCCAACUCAGGAUUACGGAAGCUACGGAGGAUACCCCACGGAUGCUCAAUCUGCUCAGUACACUUCCAGCUAUUACGCAUCCCAAAGCUACUCACCAUACGUGAGUUCACCCAGUUCGAGUGGAAGCGUCGGCACUUCAUCCACCUAUCAACUGGCUGCAACUACUUUACCAGAGAGUCCAUCAAAUGGAGUAUCAUUGGUGGAGAGCCCAAUUUCCCCAUUGAAGGGGGAUACAAGUUCAAGGAGGUCAAGGGAGUCGACAAGCAGCAGCCUGGGUUCUGAGACCAGGGGUACAAGAGGACGAGGCAGGAGGACCAAUACAGUAUCCCCCAGUGCUCCUGAAUCCAGCACAGAUAGAGUAUUCAUUUGGGACUUGGAUGAAACCAUCAUCAUUUUUCAUAGUUUAUUGACUGGAAGCUAUGCAUCAAAAUACCAAAAGGAUGCUCAAAGCAUUGUGCAGCUGGGUUUCAGAAUGGAGGAGAUGGUUUUUAAUUUGGCUGACACCCAUUUCUUCUUUAAUGACAUUGAGGACUGUGACCAAGUUCACAUAGAUGAUGUAUCAUCGGAUGAUAAUGGCCAGGACCUGUCCAACUAUAAUUUCGGUAGUGAUGGUUUUCAUUCAGCAGCUGGCGGAGGUGGAAACUUGUGUCUAGCAACGGGAGUUCGAGGUGGCGUUGAUUGGAUGAGGAAGUUAGCUUUCCGCUACAGGAAGAUCAAAGACACAUACAACAACUAUAGAAAUAGCGUUGGUGGUUUAUUGGGAACUACGAAAAGAGAACAAUGGCUGCAGUUGCGAGCUGAAAUCGAAGCGGAAACUGAUAAUUGGUUAACGUUGGCUACGAAAUGUUUAACGUUGAUCAACUCCAGAAGCAAUUGCGUGAAUGUACUCGUUACAACAACACAACUGGUACCGGCUUUAGCAAAAGUGCUGCUCUUUGGACUUGGAGGAGUCUUUCCAAUUGAUAACAUUUACUCGGCAACGAAAAUAGGAAAGGAGAGUUGUUUCGAAAGAAUAGUGACUAGGUUUGGAAGGAAGUGCACCUAUGUGGUGAUAGGUGAUGGUCAAGAUGAAGAGGCAGCAGCCAAAGCAUUGACCUUUCCCUUUUGGAGGAUUACAAGUCACAGUGAGAUAGCAGCACUAUACAACGCCCUCGACAUGGACUUCUUAUGAUUGCAUCGAACCCGCAAUAUAAAGCUUUUUAAUAUUCUGUACAUAAUCUCGUAAAUAUUGUAAUAAAUGUAUUUAGUUAUGA